AUGUUGGACUACAUGACGAGCCGCCGCGUGUACGUCGGACAUGUGCCAGCAUGGCUCUUGGCGGAGAAGAAGGCGCAGGACUUCUUCGCCAAGUAUGGGCAAGUGACCGCUUUGGACAUCCACCGAGACCCCCGCGAUACCCAGGCGACGGGUUUCUGCUACGUUACCUUUGCCACCGUGGAGGAAGCAACGCUUGCAGAAACGCAGAUGCAGCAAGAGUACGCAGCCAAGGAAUCGCAAAUGGUGGCGCGCAUCGCCUUUGCACGAGGACUUCCUCAUGUGGAGAAGGAAGUCCCGACGAACCUUACGGACAAGCUCGUCCAUGUGUCGCAGAAGCAUCCGUCCCAGAGCCAAACCAACUACAACGAAGACGACGACGACGACCUCUUGUUCUUCAGCCAGUUGUCCCAGCGAUCGAGUCAACAUGUCGGGAGCAGGCGGUCGCACAGCGAGCAUUAG
Aphanomyces astaci is the source of this 459-nucleotide messenger RNA. RefSeq lists its product as hypothetical. The record is from RefSeq and is a predicted model, not a curated record. The coding region runs from base 1 to 459 and encodes 152 amino acids. Lineage: Eukaryota; Oomycota; Saprolegniomycetes; Saprolegniales; Verrucalvaceae. The transcript has a single exon. Gene Ontology annotation, molecular function: RNA binding.